This is a messenger RNA of Cydia pomonella (codling moth), 1994 nucleotides long. RefSeq lists its product as uncharacterized. Lineage: Eukaryota; Metazoa; Arthropoda; Insecta; Lepidoptera; Tortricidae. The record is from RefSeq and is a predicted model, not a curated record. The transcript is spliced from 5 exons. The coding region runs from base 276 to 746 and encodes 156 amino acids.
UGGAAACAAGUUGUGUGAUAACCGGUGUAAAAAAUUCCCAUUAAACAUAGCGUUUGGCGAAGCGAAAAAAAAAACAAACACAACAUACUCCCUAAACCCAUCUCCUUAAUUUAACGACGCCCCCUUAACAGAUUCAGCAACAGUCAACCUCGCAGCGCGGACCCUGACAGCCGAGAUGCUGCCAAGCUGGUGACCACCGGAGUCUGUCAGUGGUCAGUCAGUAGUCAGUCAGUUUAGCAUGGGGCAGUGACUUUUAUACUUGGACUGGGAAUACCAUGGCAAGGAUGGAGCUGCCGGUGCUAGACAAGUUCUGCUUCAUCUUCCACCUCAGGACAGGAUGCAUCACUAUGGGCAUCAUGAACUCUAUCAUAACCUUCGUGCUAGCCGUGAUCCUGAUCACCUUCGCGGUAGACAUCAAGGCAGCAUCAGAGUCCAAGUCAGAAGACGCUGUAUCUUCCGUGGUGUACACCAUAGUGGUGCUCAUGGUCGUAUUGUUGCUGAUCAAGUUUGUGCUGGAUAUGGUGUUCGUGUAUGCUGUUUAUAAGGAAAAGAGCAGUUUAAUGAAGAAGUACUGCAUCUUCUGGGUGGUGUUCCUGGUGCUGUUCAUCAUCGGCUUCCUCAAGAGCUUGUUCCACAUGGGCGCGGGGCACGUCAUCGCACAGAUCCUUUUCUUAGCCGAAAAUUUCUACUACAUCGUUGUGAUUCGAAGCUACCUGAUUUCGAUCCACGAAGACGGAAUGUUGUAAGUAUAACCAUCUCGUUCACACCCUUCAAAGAACGAGGGAGCGAGAUGGCACGACCAUGGACCAGGAGCUUGUUGAAACGGCGAGUGAAAUACCUACCUAUACAAGCCUUUUCAUUUGUCAUGUGUUAGCUCUGUCUCUGUCGGACCAUAGUAAAUAGAAUGAGAUAGAUGUUUUUAUCGCAUGACAAGUGAAGAUUUUUAGUAUGAGAGACUAGUAUGUAAUAAAGACAAACAAGUAUAUAGAGGUAUGGACGAAUAAAGCAAGAAGACUGACAACGUAUAUAGAUACAAUAUCGCGUUCCUUGAAUAUUUAGCUUAUUGCCAGAUGGCAUCACUAGCGUCCAAUAGUGGCAAUUUUCAUAAGAAAGGAAUUUAAAUUGUUCUUAGAGUAUUAAUGGCAGUGCCAUCUCUCUUAGCUAGCCUGAUCACCUGAGUUUGAUUCAGUUAGGAGGUCGAACCAUACUUUUCUACCUCAGGGAUGGCCAGGGGGCGCCAGAAGCUUUCGGAAAUUGUCAUAUACUUGGUAAUUUCGACCCAUGCCACGGAGCCCGGGUAGCCGAGUGGUUCAGGCUUUUUUUUUUAUAUACUACGUCGGUGGCAAACAAACAAGCCUGCCUCGUGGUAAGCAGUCUCUGUAGCCUAUGCAACGACGUGCAACUACAGAGGAGUUACAUGCGCGUUGCUGACCCUAACACUCCGCACCCUCGUCUGUCGCGUAAACGGACGCCUGGUUCGUUUCCAGCCCUGGGUACUGGAGGCCUUGGUAAUUUUUUUCCUUUGUAUAUGUCAUUUAUUUCGUUUAUACCAAAUUUAUUUAGAAAUGUAACAUCUAAGUUAUACAAAAUAAGGUGAUUCUUCAAUUCUAUUUCAAAUUGAGUCCAAAAGCAACUUGGACGAACUAUCAUAGGCAUCAUCAUUCAACGCUUGAAGUUUAACACAGCAGGUCUCAUAGCAAUCAAUAUUUUUCGGCUCUAAGACCUCUGCUUUUGCAUUAAAAAACAUUUUGUUCCCUCUUGCAUCCAAUAGAUGGUGCUGAAUAUUGAGAGAUUGCGAAUUUGUAUAAUACCGGUCUUCCUGUUUUAUUGGUCUAUCUAUGGUAAUCCUUGAAUUUGGCAAUCUUUUGGUAUGGAACUCUUACAAUUAUGAGAAAUAAAAUAAUCGUCACCCUAGUUCACCAUCGUAGUAAUUACGCGGAGAAUUUGGUCGUAAUAUAGACCUUUUGUUUGCGCAUUAUGGUACUAAUUGCAAA